AGGUAUAAAGGAAAAGAAAUAAAUUAAACACUAUAAAGCUAGUGGUUGAAUCUCGAAAAUGGAUGUUGAGCAGCUACGACUCAUUGAAGCUAGAAAAUAUGCAUUUACAAAUUGCAAUGACAGUAGUCAUGUUUGCCUUGUUUGGUCCUGUUAUCCUAUCCGCUUACAAGACUUCAAAAAUUAUAGGUUGGCAGGUCUAUAAAAAGAUUGGAAGUAGUAUUGAACUGCAAAACAUGUACAAUAUAGUUCAAUGGUUUGCACUCUUGCUGAAAAUCGAUAUUUUUUUUGAAGUGUUUAUUAUGAUCUGUACUGCCAUUGUUACAAGUGCUUUCAAUUACCGAAUUUUAUGCUGUAUUAUGGUGCCCGUGUUGAUUGUAUCAUUGAUACUUGCCAGAAUUGCGAUUACAAAAGAAAAUCAUGGGAUGAUGUUUAUCUUUUUGUUCUCGCAAGUUAUCUUGUUUGCCAUGAAUAUCUAUAGCUCCAUUGAACUGUUAAGAUACUCUCCAGAAAAUCAAUGGUUUGCAGGCAUUUCUUAUGUUUUUGCUUCCAUGAUUUGUAUUUGUAUAUCUAUCUACUUGGCCAUACGCUGUCUCCUCAAUUUUGGAAAAGGUCUCAAGCCCUUUGUCAAUUGGAUGCCCUUUCAAGGCACUAAAAAGCACAUGGAAGAACCACCUCAUUACUCAGUAGAAUCAGGCCUUCUAGGAACAACAAAAAAUGAAGAUAGACAACCAAUCGAUGAUGACGAUGAUGAUUUCAAAUCUAUGAACGAAAAGAAUGAUCACACUCCUUUCCAGUCUCCUCCUCUUCAAGCAAGUGCACCACCUAAUUACUCGGCCAUCUCGCGCACUUCCCUAGAACGAGUCGAAUCGAAACCUCCUAAUAUUUAUAAAUUGGACUCAAUCAAAAUUAUCUCAUCGUCCAUGUCGGAUAAACCCCCACGAUUGACAUUGAAACCAGUACAAAAAGAUACGCUUGUUCUAUCGCCUAUAUCUACAAGCCCAGCUGUGCUGAGAGCUGUAAACAGGGACGAUAGCUAUGACGAUAUCCCAUUAUCUUCUGCUACCAUAUCUGGUUUGAAUGAUUUUGCCAUAGCCAAAAACUCAAUUGAAAUCAUGCAAAAUAAAUAAUUUUAAUGUUUACUCGACUCUACUUUUUCUACUACUUUAUGACAUAUUUGUUGAAAUAUAGGGAAUAAGUUUGAUUUUUCAAACAUGUUCACAUA
Molecule: messenger RNA, 1222 nt
Organism: Gilbertella persicaria
Lineage: Eukaryota; Fungi; Mucoromycota; Mucoromycetes; Mucorales; Choanephoraceae
Exons: 5
Coding region: 63-1127 (354 amino acids)
Cellular component (GO): Golgi apparatus
Source: RefSeq, a predicted model, not a curated record